Lotus japonicus is the source of this 1995-nucleotide messenger RNA. RefSeq lists its product as uncharacterized. The record is from RefSeq and is a predicted model, not a curated record. Bases 784 to 1812 code for a protein of 342 amino acids. NCBI's taxonomy places the organism in Eukaryota, Viridiplantae, Streptophyta, Magnoliopsida, Fabales, Fabaceae. The transcript is spliced from 10 exons.
AGCCGAUUGUUGAGGAGGAAGUGGAGAAUGACAAAUUAUCAAAUCUUCCUUCUCAACAGCCACAACCAUGCUUCCCAAAGCUAAAAUUACUCUGCGUCGAAGAAUGCCAUAAAUUGAAACGUUUCAUCUCUUUCUCUAGAUGUAAUGAUCUUCCCAACCUAGUUGUUUUGAUCAUAAGGAAAGCCUCUAAGCUAGAAGAACUAAUAGGAUGUGAACAUGGAAAUGGUGGUUGUGAGAUAGGAGAAAAGAAAGUUGAGCUUCAAAAACUGAAAUAUGUAAUGUUAUGGCAGCUGCCAAAACUCUGCCAAUUGAUUGAAUCCCAGACUGUAAGGAAUCGUGUUGUUGUCAAUUGCCCAAAACUCUCUUUCCCUUCAAGCUCAGCUACCUGCAACACUAAAGAAAUAUUAUGAUUUGCAAAUUAGUGGGAUUGAAAGAAUGGUGCUACGACAAAUAAUUUUGAUGGUCUUGACCGAGGGAUAUUCUCCCUCUACGCUCACCUCACAACACCAUGGUAUGUUUUUGAAGCUACUAUUGCUUUCAUUGGAACUGGAUACUAAUUUUAGGAAGGAAGCUCGAGCAGCCUCAAGGAAUUAAUGAAGAAUCAAAGAAGGAAUUUAUUGAGGAAGUUUCUAGUUCAGAGAUUUGCCGACCACGGACUCAUCCGGACAUCUUGAAGUUAUUGGGAGCACUCAUCUUGAUCCUUCAUAGUUAUUCACAGGUAGCUGAGUAGGAGGUUGCUUCAGUUGCAGCUUGUACAGUUACUUCUUUUUGAAGAAGGAUUCCAUGCCAAAAACCACUUCUACACUUGGUAAAACUGUAAGUGAGGACAACCAAAUUCAGAGUGAAUCAACUGCAGCUGAAACAUCCAAGUUCGUAGAAUCAGAAAAGAUAAAGCAAAGCGAUAGCACACUUAAAAUUGUUGAAGCUGAAAUUGCACCCAUUUCUUCACCCAACUUGAUAGAUAGUAUUGAGGAAACCAAGAGAGCCAAUACUGGAAAGAAUCCAGCAUUAGUCAAACCAGCCAUACCAAGUUCUGGUUCAGAACUAAGAGGGUCAUCUCCAACAUCAUUAACAGCUCCUUUGCAUAACCAGGUGGAUCAAGAGCCAACUAGCGAACCGGGUGUUCUGGAAGAACAAGUUGCCCUUGGAGAGACCAUAAGCAUGAAAGAAAUAGGAAAAGAAAGAAUUCAAGAGGGGCCUGCACCAAAGGAAAAUAUGAUGAAAACUUUGUCAUCUGGUGUAGAUGGCAUUGGCUUUGGUGGAGAGGGAUCAAACUUGAUGAAUAAAGAAAGUGGAAUAGGUGUUGUUUCUAAUGGCAGCAUUGAGGUUCCUCCAGAUACUCAUGGAAAUCACUCUUUGAUCAUUGCGAAAUUGGGAGCAUAUAAGCGCUUUGUUGAUCUGGAUGACACACAAAUUGCUAUAUUGGCUGAGGCAAUGGCUGCAUAUCCUCAUCUUUGGAAUGUUUGUGAGAAGUUCAGUGAGCGCUUUCGAGCUUGGAUGUUGAAAACUUUGGCAGAUAUGUUGUGGUUUCUUCGAAAUGAAAGUGCUUCCAGUGUUACUCCUACACGAGAAAAGGAGUUCCAUAGACUAUGUGAUGAGGUUGUUCAACUUGGAUUUGACAGUUCAUGGGUUGAUGGAAUGCGGCAGCGUGUGGUAGUCAAGGAUCCCAAGGUGGAGCAAUCACAAGCACGAAUCAAUGAGCUUCUCAAGAGGCAUGACCAGCUAACUCAGCAACUUCAUGAGAUAAAGGAUGAAAUUAACAGUCUUAAUGACUCCCUUGCUGACAAGAAGAAGUGUUUUGAUUUUGUGUGAUUUGGAAGUUCUAGCUAUAAGCUAUGGUAUUGUGGGUUUUCUGUUAAAUGUUACUUACUAAAGUGUAAAAGUGUGAAACAAUGAAUAAAUUUAUUAGCAUAUGCCUUUUCUCUGAUUUACCUUUCAACUAUAACAGGAUUUAUAUGUUACAAUUCCUUGUUUGCAUUGUAUCAUUGCUUUCAA